AUGUCAAGAUGUGUGAAGAGAUUGGGAAAAUGUGUUUCUCUGGUUUCAAAAAGGGGUUUUUCUACUACAUCAAGCAUUCAGAAAGAUGCUGUUGAGAAUGGUGGCAAAUCAUUGAACCUUUAUACUGCCAUUAAUCAAGCUCUUCAUAUUGCACUGGAUACUGAUCCACGUGCUUAUGUUUUCGGGGAAGAUGUAGGCUUUGGCGGGGUGUUUCGUUGCACCACUGGAUUAGCAGAUCAAUUCGGUAAAAAUAGGGUUUUCAAUACUCCUCUAUGUGAGCAGGGCAUUGUUGGCUUUGGCAUUGGUCUAGCAGCUAUGGGAAAUCGAGCCAUAGCAGAAAUCCAGUUUGCAGAUUAUAUAUUUCCUGCUUUUGAUCAGAUUGUCAAUGAAGCUGCUAAAUUCAGAUAUCGGAGUGGAAACCAAUUUAAUUGUGGCGGUUUAACAAUUAGAACACCUUAUGGAGCUGUUGGCCAUGGUGGACAUUACCACUCUCAAUCUCCAGAGGCUUUCUUCUGUCACGUGCCUGGUAUCAAAGUGGUUAUCCCUCGUAGUCCAAAGGAAGCGAAAGGGUUAUUGUUAUCUUGCAUACGUGAUCCGAAUCCUGUUGUAUUUUUUGAACCAAAGUGGCUUUAUCGUUUGGCUGUUGAAGAAGUACCGGAAGAUGAUUAUAUGUUGCCAUUGUCUGAAGCUGAGGUGAUUCGGCAAGGAAGCGAUAUUACACUUGUUGGAUGGGGAGCUCAAUUAUCUAUAAUGGAACAAGCUUGUAUUGAUGCAGAAAAGGAGGGAAUUUCCUGUGAAUUGAUAGACCUGAAGACACUAAUUCCGUGGGAUAAAGAAACAGUGGAGGCAUCAGUAAAGAAGACAGGAAGACUUCUUGUUAGUCAUGAAGCUCCUGUGACUGGUGGUUUUGGCGCUGAAAUCUCGGCUUCAAUUCUUGAACGCUGCUUCUCAAGGUUAGAGGCUCCUGUAGCAAGAGUUUGUGGCCUAGACACUCCUUUUCCUCUGGUUUUUGAACCCUUCUACAUGCCAACCAAGAAUAAGAUAUUGGAUGCAAUUAAAUCGACUGUCAACUACUAA
Molecule: messenger RNA, 1077 nt
Organism: Lathyrus sativus (Indian pea)
Lineage: Eukaryota; Viridiplantae; Streptophyta; Magnoliopsida; Fabales; Fabaceae
Source: the annotation of a GenBank genome assembly